AUGUCUCCGACUCUGCAAAUGGCCUCGCCGGCCACGUACACGCCGACGUCUGAUGCAAUGGACCGACAUGAGUACGGCAUCUCCAAGAACCGCAAGCCGGCGUCGACUGGAGGUGGCCGGGCCUGGAGUGAUGAUGAAGAAGUCUAUCUACUCCAGACACGUCUUCAGAAGAUGCCAUACAAGCACAUUGCGGCACAUCUCAAGAAAACGGAGCUCGCGUGCCGGCUCCAUUACCAUCAGCUGAGCCACGGCAGCAACCGUCGCAAGCGCACGACGAGUGUCUCGUCGGGAUCAUCGACGGGUGGCCACUCGCCGAUCCUGGCGGCGUCCAUGCCCUCGCCGAUACACGAACACGGCGGCCAUGGCCAUGGACAGAGCUCGCCCACUCCGUCGCCGCCGGGAAGCUCCGGCAGUUUUGGCCACGGCCAUGGCCAUAACAACGGUCUUGGCCACGCGCAUCACCAUGGCAUACACAGCCACCACAAUUCUCACGGCAUGCCCCACGGCCACGGCCACAACCACAGCCAUGGCCAUUGCAUCCACCUGCCGAGCAUCAACACCGACAUUAGCAAUACCCACAACAAUAUCAGCAACAGCAGCAGCACCCACAACACGUCGUCGCCCCGGCUGCCCACGAUCCUGCCUAAGCCUGUGUCUAUGAACCUGGCUCUGGCGACGGGUGCUGGGUCGACGUCGUCUUCGAGCCGCAACGGUUCGUACAUGGGCGAUGCUUCGACAGCGCCGCCGCACAGCGCACCUCUUUUGCCGGCAGCCACGUUCUCGACCCGCACACCGACCAGUGCCACCACGCCCCGGCCCGGCGCCAACUCGAAGGACAGCAGAGAAGGGAUGCCCAACCUGCGCCUCGACUGCAGCGGACUGCCGCCGCUGCCACUGUCGUCGACGGGGCCCCACCACCCGGUCGACAUGGCCCGACUGCACGCCGUGUACGCGGGCCAUCGGACGUCGUUCUGGUCGACGAUUGCGGGCGAGUACGGCCGCGGAUCCAACCCACUCGUGCUGGAGCAGGCGUGGCGUACCGGUGGCGGCGGUCUUCCGAGUUUGUCGACGUCGUCUUCGGCUGGUUCCACAGUCACGGCUGCCACGGCGACCAACGGUACACCGCUGACGCCCGACACGUCACCUGAUGAGCGCGAGGCGUUUUACGGCGCCAAGGGCGCACAGGCUGCUGCGGACAAGACACGCAUCUCGUCGAUCCUGGGCAUCGAUGCCAACCCGCGCAGUCCCAAGGAGCGCGAGAUGGUGCGACGACUCGAGGAGGAGCGCGUAAUUGUGCCGCCGGUGGCGUAA
Messenger RNA from Sporothrix schenckii 1099-18, 1311 nucleotides. RefSeq lists its product as uncharacterized. The record is from RefSeq and is a predicted model, not a curated record. The coding region runs from base 1 to 1311 and encodes 436 amino acids. NCBI's taxonomy places the organism in Eukaryota, Fungi, Ascomycota, Sordariomycetes, Ophiostomatales, Ophiostomataceae. The transcript has 2 exons.